Linum trigynum is the source of this 3156-nucleotide messenger RNA. The record is from the annotation of a GenBank genome assembly. NCBI's taxonomy places the organism in Eukaryota, Viridiplantae, Streptophyta, Magnoliopsida, Malpighiales, Linaceae.
GUUGAAAAUGAUGACAUGGAAUGGAAAACCGAAAACGUAAUUGGAGGGAGAUUGGACUCAAAUCGCCAUUUGAGAGAGGUCAACAGCCCAGGUGUCAGAUAGACAUUGAAUACGAAGAACAGAAAGAAGGAUUGUUUCGCGGGGUGGGACUUGGGAGGGGAAAUCAGUUCACCAAUCAAAUAAACAGGAAACCGGUAAGCGAUGCCGCGAGUCCAUCAAUGCUUGGCUAUGGUGAUUCACGAGAGGAGGGCAAACAGGGUAUUUUGCUGAAGGAUAGAGAACUGGCCAUGGCGGCGGCUGCGGCUACUGCUGUCCGGAACCCCAAAAUUCUGUUCCUCAUCUGGUCACUCUGCACCAUCUUCUUCUUCUCCCUUCUCCAGAUGGCUAUCAAGAAUUCUGCUUCCCCAGGUAACUGUAUUAAUGUUUAUCUCUACUUUCCUACUUCUUCAAUGUGAUAUUGCCUUUGAUCAAUCGUCCAAUCGUGCUCUCCCAUGAUCGAUUUUCACUCCCAAAGCUGGAAUUUGCAUUUCCCAAAUCGUCAAUUUCCGUGGCUGUUGAUUUCCAGUACUAAUUAAAACUUGAAUCAUCUUAGCUGACGGGUCUAUUUAUGGUGUCUUUUGGCAGGGUAAACUCCAUGACUAGGUUUUAGGGUUGUUGGGUUAAGCUUCAACUUCAGAAAGUUGAUUACUUUCAAUCUUUUUCUCUGUAUUCUUACUACCCUCAAAUGCUUGCAAGAAGAAACAGUAUAAGCAUUGGAUAGAUAUCAUAUCAGCUAUAGAUUCUUUUGUCCCGCCACUGAAAGGCUAGAUAAUAAGUGUUGAUGUGCCACUACGAAGAUGGAUAUAGACUUUGAGGGGGGGACUAUUUUCAGAUUCUCAUAUUGCAUAUAACGAGCAAAGGUCAAGGCUGUAUGGUAAAAUGGCAAGGGAUUUGGAUGAGAAAGGAACAGCCUUUCUUAAACAUGGAGAAACGUCUCAAGCAUUAUCCCUUUCGAAUAUUUUUACACUGAAAGAUGGAUCAGUUACUCCUGUAAGGUAACCAUUGCUGAGGUAAUAGCCGGACUGUCUAUGUUCAUUUUUGCAGUGUCAUUAAUGGCUUUUUCUUGUGUUUUGUAUCUAAGUCCACAGUAUUCAGUGCCCAUCUCGUAAGUAGCAUAUAGAGCAACUUACUUACUGUACCUUUUCCCCUCUUUUUCCCUCCUGUUUCAACCAUUGCCACUAAACAUAGCAUAGACCCUGAGUGAUAUCGGGAAAGCAUCGCCUGUUCAAAAUGAAUAUACAAAGUUUCUAGAUGCAUCAGCUUAUUUGAUGACAUUGUAGAUGGCAUCUGCAAUUGAGAUCUCCUGUUUGUUAGCUAUUUUAAGCUUUUUAACUUUGCUGAAGGACUCCUAGUUAUGUCAGCAGGUGAAAGCAUCUUCUGAUUUCUAUACUGUUAAGGCUUCAUACCUUUCACUGUGAAGAAAGUACUAACUAGGCGUGAUAUGUCUACAGAAAUGCCAGGACCUCACUUUCUGGGUUCUUUCCUAUGCUGUUGGUUUCGUAUAACCUUAUUUGGAAGAGCAAUGUCUACUGGCCUGUUUCUUGGGCGAAUGAUUAAAUUCACAAUCCAUGUGUAAAUAAAUUAGCUUAAAUGGUUGAAUUAGUCGGAUUUUCCUGUCCAAAUCUGGUCUGAAGUCUUUUUUAGAAGCUCUUCCAUCUUUAAACUUGAAUAUGACAAGUAUACUAGAUGAAAAGUUUAUCGGAUUGUUCCAGGUUGUUAUUUCAUAUCAUACCUUAAUUUUUUUGUUUCAGAUUGAAACUUGAAUAUUAUCUAAUACGGCGAAUGGAAACAAUUUUAUUGGUCUUGUUACAUGCAUACUACUAUCUCAUUCAAUGUAUUGAAGAAUCGCGUUAUGAACUUCCAUUGAAUUCCAUUUCUUCCUUACUACGCUGUCAAUCUUGUUUGUUACUAACAGCAGUUACUAGUGACAUGCCAUAGGGAGGCUGUUAAACUUGUCUUUGCUCCAUAUUUUGAUAAAGGUUACCGACAAUUUCUUCUACCUCUGUUUAUUGUUAGUUGGCGUAUAACUCUUAACUUAUGUGCUGAAAUUUAUCUCAAGAACAUGUGUACUGUUAUAUCUCUGGUUUCUUCUAUGUCACUUUCUGCUUGUUAAUGAUGUCUAACUCACAUGUUUUCUGCUCAGCGAUUUGGCUUCAGAACUCUACGGUGUUCCAGUUCAGCAUGUUUUAUGCUCCACAUCACAUUACAACUGUUCCUGCCACUGAAUCCCAGAUUGAAGCUGAAGCAGCUGCUGUUAGAACUGCUGUUGAGACCUUUUGCCCUUUCAAAAUAGUCUUGGACAGAGUAGUUUUGACUUCAACGGGUGUGCUUUUGGGAUGCUGGCAGGUGACUGCUGGUGCAGAUCCUGCAACUAUUCGUGCUACAUUGAGAAGCGCGUUUCAGCGUUCCCCAGACAAGCAACUUUAUGACACCGCUAUUCUUCACACAUCAUUUGCGAGACUCCCUGGAAACCCAACGACUCCAAGUCUCCAACCGAGAACAACGAGAAGAUUCCCGAUGAUGCAAUGCAGCUUUUCCACGAGCUAGUUGCGAAACUGAACAACAAACUCCACGGCUCCCGAGUAAUGUAGCUUAUACAUUUGUCCAAGAGCACACUUGUCAUCAGGCACAGUGAGCAACCCCCACAUGAAACUUAAGCCUGUGACAAUGACAAAUGCAGGCAGUCGGAGCUGGGAUAUGUGGAAAAAUAUGAUGUAUUGGCUCUCGCAUUGGAUGGAAGGAUGAAGGUGAGAAGGUUCCUGUUUGGCUGCAAGCCAAAGUGAAAAGAGCACAACUUCAGAUUGGUUCUGCUUCAUGGAUGGAUAUAUGUACAUGUAAAGAGCCAAAAUUUCGAGGUUUUUGCUGAUGAGUUGUUGCUUAUUAGAGCUGUUAGGUAACAAGGCGGUUUAGGAAUAGUAGUAAUAUAACCGUGGUACGCUUGGAGAUGUUGAAGGGUAGGUUAGCUUGCUAACUCCUCUAAGAGAUUGAGAUGAGAUAGCAUGAUUAUCCCUAAAGCGUUGGAAAAAUGACACUCCCUAUUAACUACUAGAUUCGAACCCGGGCCGCUGGCCGAAAGCAUUAUUUCAAACAUAUUAGCAAUAAUUGUUAUUGUAUGAA